This is a messenger RNA of Paramecium pentaurelia, 1148 nucleotides long. Lineage: Eukaryota; Ciliophora; Oligohymenophorea; Peniculida; Parameciidae. The record is from the annotation of a GenBank genome assembly.
AUGCAAAAGGUAUUGAGAUUCAACUUUGGAGUAUUGUCAAGACCAAAAUUGCACAUUUUUGAUAAGGGUGGUAAACAUACUCCAUCUGGAAUCAGAGCUACAAUUCAUGGAGGUACGAGUUUUUCAGGCAUUUAUAUGGGUGGUAUGCUUGGAAAUAUAGGAUCAGAAUUAAUAUUUCCUCACAAUCACUAGUAAGGAUUAAAUUUAGAUGAAGAUAUAAUUAUGAAGAUCAUGUAAGAGAAUUAAAGACAACUUCAGGACCUGGUUAAAAUUGGUUAUUACAUGAUAUGAAUUAUGAUAAUAAAGAGAUGAUAGAAUGGACAAUGAAAAAUUCAAAUGUUGUUGUUAAUUUACUUGGUCCAAGAAAACAUUUAAAGAAUAGAAAGGAUUUUGAAUGGAUUAAUAUAACAGUACCAAAAAGAAUAGCUGAAGCAUGUGCUAAAAAUCCAGGAGUAAUAAGAUUAAUUCAUUUUUCUGCUUGUGGUGCAAAUCCUCAUGCUGAAUCUUUAGAUUUAUAAACUAAAUAUAUAGGAGAAUAAGAAGUAAAUCAUAAUAUUAGAAUAGGUAUUAAAUGCUUUUCCAAAUGCUACUAUAUUCAGACCAAGUGUAAUGGUUGGAGAUAAUGAUGAUUUUGCUUAUCAUUGGUAGGUUUAAAAGAGAUACUUCCAUAAUUUUAAUAUUGUACCAGAUAAUUGUUAAGCAAAAAGACAACCUGUAUGAAUGUAUAAAUAAUUAGAUUUUUGUUCAAGAUGUAGCAUAAGCAAUGUUAAAUGCUUUAAAAAUGCCAGAAACAAUAGGAUAAACAUAUGAAUUGGGAGGUCCUCAUGUUUAUACUUUGUUAGAAUGUUAUGAGAUGUUUCAUAAUAUUGUAUAAAGGCCACCAAAAUUAGCUCAUAUUGAUAAACAAUUAUUAUUAAAAAUUGGUAAAUAUAUAUAUAUAUUAAUAGCUUAAUAUAUUCCAAAUUGGAAGUAUUUCAAUAUUGAUUAUAUCUUAAAACAUGGAGAUGAUAUGGUAGUUUAACCUGGAUCUAAAACUAUUGAUGAUUUAUGUGUUAGACCAUUGUCAUUAACAUAAGCACUUUAAAAUAUCUUUUGGGAUAUCUAAGCUCGUUAUGGUGGAUCAAGUGAAUUAUAUGAAAGAUGAUUUC